CAUUCCGGAAGUGGGCGGAGCCUCGGGGCCCUAAAUCCGCGUGCGCGGGCCGCGCGCCUAGGCUGCUCAGAAGAGCGUGGAGCAGUCGAGCGUUCUCUCUGGCCCGCCGCUCGGGUUCCAUCUGCCUGAAGGCGCCUUAUCCGCCAUGGAGCAUGAGUUUACCCCGCUGGAGCCCCUGCUUCCCGCUGGAAAUCUGAGAUACUGUCUUGUGAUUCUUAACCAGCCUCUGGACCAGUGUUAUCGUCAUCUUUGGAACAAAGCUCUUUUAAGGGCCUGUGCUGAUGGAGGUGCCAACCGCUUAUAUGAUAUCACUGAAGAAGAGAGAGAAAGCUUUUUGCCUGAAUUCAUCAGUGGAGACUUUGAUUCUAUUAGGCCUGAAGUCAAAGAGUACUACACUGUGAAGGGGUGUGAGCUUAUUUUAACUCCUGAUCAAGAUCACACUGACUUUACCAAGUGCCUUCAAGUACUUCAAAAAAAGAUAGAGAAAAAAGGCCUACAGGUUGAUGUCAUUGUGACCCUGGGAGGCCUUUCUGGGCGUUUUGACCAGAUUAUGGCAUCUGUGAAUACCCUGUACCAAGCCGUUCACAUCAUCCCUGUGCCAACUAUAAUAAUGCAAGAGGAAUCUCUCGUCUACCUCCUCCAACCAGGAAAACAUAAACUCCAUGUAAACACUGGACUGGAAGGAGAUUGGUGUGGCCUGGUUCCUGUUGGACAGCCUUGUAACCAGGUGACGACCACAGGCCUGAAGUGGAACCUCAGUAAGACUUAGAUUUUCAAAAGAAAAAUAUAUUAAAGAUGAAAAGAUUAUUUAAAUCAUUUCCAGGAGCCACUGCUUAAACAAUUAGGAAAAACUGGAGCUAUUUUGAAGCAUGUCUACUGAGCUCAUCAGAACUUGAAAGCACAGAAAGAACAGAUUUCCUCCACUGCACAAAAGUAUGUGACAGGCUUUGAAGCUGUUGGCUGAAACUGACGUGAGCUCCCAUUAGAAGCUUUCUGAAAACAUUUCAACCCAAACAGUUUUACUUUCUGAAUUCCCAUUGUUCGCAAUGGCAGAUUCUAGAAAGUGGUGGACUUCCUUCUGCUACGGUGGUGACCACUCCUCCAGGAUUGCACCAGGGUAGGAGCUUGAAGGAAGAGGAGGAUGGCAAGAGCUGCACCAUCCUCAUCUUGAAAUAAAAGAUUCAAAACCGUUCCUCUGGGCUCUUAGGAGAGUCCUUGCAUCCUGUGUUUGCCAUAGUAAUAUGCACAUACUGAACCUGGUCAAGCAGUGUUUCCCUGAGAAGGGGCCUUGGGCAUGACGGGAGCAGAACUCUUACCAUUUCCUACCCGUGGUAAUGUUUUGAUCCAGCAUAAUGCGAUGUGCUAUCACCUAUGUGUUCAUAACUGAAUCUUGGACUUUUGAAGUAAUCAUUUUUUUCUCUACAUUUUUAUGAAAAUGAGUAAAAAUCAACUUUGUGCAAUUAAAAAUAUCAUGGUUUUUUAAAAAUUUUAUUACAGUAAAAGACAAUGCCUUUAAUCGACCUUAAAAUACCUCCUCUUGCUUUGAACACUCGUAUCCCAUUCCUUUUGCCACUUUCUGAAAGAGACUUGCAAGUCCUCUUUCACAGUGGUUGUAAGGAUGUUAUGAUGGAUUAAGCAUGUUUACCUCUCAUUCUGAUUUUGACUUUGGGAAGAGCCCAAAGUCUCACUGAGGCAGAACUAGUGAAACAGCUGGAUGAGGACCCGCCACUAUUGUUAUGAGCUUGGCUUUCCAUUGGAUGGUGCUGGGGAGCAUCAUUCACCAUACAGAUCACAACUGAGAAAGAAGUUCACAAAAGAGGAUUUCCAGAGCUGCUUCCUACUGGGUUGAGUGUAUUUGAAGCAAGAGGGGGGCAUUUCAAGGGAAAUUAAUGACAUUGUCUUUUAGGAUAAUCACUUAAAAAUAUUUAAAUGUUCACUGGGUAUUUUGACACAUGUGGUAUGUUUCAUCUCCCAGAAGUAAAACAGUCCAGAUGUGACUGCAGCUACCUACAUUCUCAGUGCUUUAUUUCUUUGUAAUAUGCUAUGAGCAUUUGUUGACUUGUGUCUUACUCAAGAUGUUCACUAGGAUAUAAACACUCGGGAGCAAAUUGCUCCUCAUACAUAAACCACACCUACAUCUUUGCUGAAUAUGUCAUAUUAACCUGCACGCAGGUGUAUCUAGGUACCCUCAACCAUGACAACGCCAGGGUUCCCCUGCUCCAUAUUCCGACUCAUUCCUGACUUAAUUGUGUCUGCCCAUCUGAAGGUACAUGGUAUUUUUCUGUGGUCACUGUCAUUUUGUAGUUCUUGGCCAUGGCAGUCUCAGCUUCUUUGGAUUGCUGUUUUCUUUCAUCUGUUGCCUUCUUGGGCUACUGAUUCGUAGAAAGUCUUUGAAACGUGAUUAACGUGCUUUUACCAGGCAAUACUUUGUUAACAGUUUUCAAUUUCUCUAUAAUGUUUUUAUAUGAACAGAGAUUAUUGAGUUAAACUGGAAUAAGUGGGUCAGUCUUGUUCUUUUAAGAUCUGUAACUUUUCUGUCUUAGGUCAUCCAUCUAUUCCCCUUGGUCAUAAAGGUAUUUUUAUGCUAAUUUCAAAUUUCUUUUCCAGGAUUUUUGGUACAUCCAACAUUUAUUUUUGUUCAUUAGAAAAUUUAUUUUGUUUAUGAUAUCCAUUUUUUCAUUUCUGCUACUUAAUUUUCUAGCAUCAUUCAUCGUUUUUUCCAGUGAUUUGCAGUAUACCAGAGGUUUUUAUAUGCAUGAGCACACUUCUAGAACCUCUGUUCUGUUCCCUGAGUUUGCAUAUUUCCUGCCUUAAUUAUGAAAGUUUUACAAUAAAUAGUGAAAUUUGAUGAAUUGAAUACUCUACCUUUUCCUUCAAAAUUUCCAUAUCUAGGCCAGGGAUUUAGCUGAGGUGCAAGUGCUUGCCUGGCAAGUGUGAGGUCAUGAGUUUGAUCCCCGGUAUGGAAAAAAAAUUCCAUAUCUAAUCCUGGCUUCUUGUUAUUAGUCUUUAUAAAUUCACACACAUGCACAAUUUCAGCAAAACUUUUAUUGGAAUUGCAAUUUUAUUAUUAUACAAAUACAAUUACAGAUUCACUUGGAUUUCUGCAUAUUAUCAUAUUUCUGCUAAUAUCAAAUUUUCUUCUGUAUACUGUAAAAAUAGAAGUGAUUGACUGAGAUGGUAGCUUUAAAAAAAAAAAAAAAGCUUUCUUGGGGCUGGUGGUUUAGCUCAGCGGCAUAAGCGCCUGCCUUGCAAGCAGGCAGUCGUGAGUUCGAUCCCUGGUACCGAUAAAAAGGGAAAAUACAAAAAAAAAAGCUUUCUCAAUUUGUUUCUAUGUGUAACAAAGUGCAGGCUCAGGUUUUAGUUCAGUGGUAAAAGCACCUGCCUGGCAAAUGCAAGGUCCUGAGUUCAGUUCUGGGUUCCAGAAAAACAAACAAAUAAAACAAAACAAAACACAGUGCAGAAGGAAGGAGUUACAGGGUAAGGUUUCUAUGAUACCCUCUAACUUCAUCUCACAAGAUGUCAUUAUUUCUUUUCAAAAGUAUAAUGCUCAUCAUAAUCUUUUAAAAGAAGAAUCAGGGUUGCAUUUGCAACUUUUAAAAACUGGAAGUGGAUGCAUUGGAUCUUAACACAGGAUCAUAAAAGGAUCAUAAAUACUGAAAAACAUCUUGAAUGCUCUUACUCUUGUUUCUAACUCAUGAAAAAAAAUGACUCACUGUGAUGCAUUCAGAUUUCACUAUUCAGUUCUGUGUGCACCAGCCUGUGUAACGGGACUCCAUCUCCUUCUUUUUCUGUAUUGUAUCUAAUUAGGAAACUGAGUCAUGAAAAUAACCUUCAUGAUUAAAAAAAAACAUCUGUGCAAAUCCAGCUAUUGUAUCGCCAUGAAACUUGUCUUGUUCACUUGGAACACUGCAUGCAACAGGAAUACAAGCCAUCAGUUUCUCAGUAUCUCUAGCAGUCCCCCGAAUGCUUUGGAGGGGUUGGGAAUGUACUAGGAAUUGAACUCAGAACAUAAUGCAAACAGGUGCCUGCUGAGCUAUAGCCCUAGCCCACACCUCCCCUUCUCUGUGAAUAUCUUAUGUAUCAGAAGUUGAGAUGUGUUAUGCUUUAGAUGUAAAAUGUAAUUCUCCUGUGUGCAGAGGUAGAGCUUUUUGGAAGUUACUGGAUCGUGAAGGCACUAUUAUCAUAGUUAAACGUCCUGUUAGGAUGUGACCCCUGCCUGGGAAAGCAGUGUUAUUGGCUACCCCGGUUGCUUGCUACCCCCAACCCCCAGUCUCGUUUCCGGGCUGCCACAGUUGAGGAGCUUUUCUCUGUCAGACCCUUCCACCAGGCCAUUUCUCAGUGGAGCGAGAUAAUCAUGGGCUGAAUUGGUGGGAUUCUUUCUUUGAAAUGGCAGAAUUUGCACAUGCUGUGAUAAUAGAUAUGGUGGAACAUGACUUGGUGCUUAUCUAAUUAUUAUAUUCAAGUUUCUUUGAAUCAUUUGAGAGCUGCUGUUUUUUAAUACUAUCUUUAUUCAUGGUAGCACUUUUUUCCUUUUUUUACAUUUGAUCAUCUUUUGAUAAUUUGAAUUUUAUCCAGGAAAACAUUUAGGGUGUUUGCAUAAAGAUAUCCUUGUAGAUAAGAUUUUAAGUGGGUUUCUGCUAAAUUCUCUGAGAUGUAGCAAUCUUAGGUUACUUUACUGUCUAGGUGUGAAGGUUUCCUUGAAGAUGCUUCUUGUAUAAAUUCACACCACUAAGAGUUUAAGUGUCUUUUUCUUUUUCUUUUCUUUUUUUUUUUUUCAUCUACCAAAGCCCAGGCAAAGGCGUGUACAUUUUCUUAGUCUGAAACUUUUGUAGUAAACCAGUUAUUCUCUAUGUGCUGCAUUCUGAAUGUUUGUGUUAUUACCACUCACUUCAUAGUAUUAGGAGGUGGCGCCUUUUGGAAUUGAUUAGAUUUUGAGAGUAGAGCUUUCAUGAGUGGUAUCAUGAAUGAGGUUUUAUGGUUUUAUGAAUGAGAACAGAGAGAGACUCCUUCCCUGUUUCAGCAUGUGAGGACACUAUGAGAAGGUACCACUUGUGAAUCAAAAAAUGGAACCUCAGCAGACAUCAAAACUACCAGGAAAUUGAUCUUGGAUUUCCCCACCUCCAGAACUUUGUGAGAUAAUUUCUGUCGUGUAUAUACUUCCUAGUGUAUAGGAUGCAUUAUAGCAUCCCUCCCAGACUAAUACACAACUCUACCCUUCUAUGAAGAUGGAGCACAGAUACUCUUACUUUAAUGAGCUCUAGUGCCUUGAUUUUUGUUCUCAUUUAUCUGAAGAGGAACAAGCUAACAUACUCCAUGCAAAUGUCUUGUUUUCCCGUAACUGCUAGAGCAUUUGUUUGGUUGUAAAUUUACCAUAUUCAUUAGAGGACAUUUGUGAUAUUUUACCUAUCAUAUCUAGAGUCUGGUAACAGGAAGACUUCAGAAACCAUGGGUUACCAUAUUGGCAAUAUAGAAAUAUUCAACAUCUCCUUAAGUCUUCUGGGUUUAGUAAGACUAUGGAAUUCCUCUUAGUGGGAAAAAGUUAAUAGCAAGCUUUUGAUGACAUUUUCCAUAACCUGCAAUUGCAUUUUGAACCAUCUCUAAUCAAACUUGGACUCAUAGAAACAUAAGUAAAAAAAGAUUCUACUUCAAGUAUACCAAGAUUCUUAUUUUCAGUUUUAGAGAAAUCUGAAUUUGAGAUUUAUUUUUGAAAUUUCAAAGAAAGCCCUGGUGUAUCAUCAUCCUGAGGCCAGGAACCCUCUCUUGCUUCUUUAGGAACCAACACACAGGCUUCUGUCUCCUUACAACUUCCUUACCUCCACCCUCUCCAACCAUAUGCUGUGCCGCACACAUUUCUAGGACAUAGAUUCGUUUAAGAAUUUACUGCAACUAGUCAGUCUUUUACAAUCUUUUCUCUGCCAUUUUCUUUGAUUUAAGAAUUUAUGUCAAUGGUUAUUACUAACUCAAUAUUGGAUUUCCUUCAUGAAUUUACUUAGGAUAUAAAGGGUGAUACUUCAAGUAAUUUCUAUGCAACUGAGUUUUCAUGUAAAAAUUACCUAUAAAUUUCUUUAAUUUGUAAACUCAAUCCACCAUAAGUGGUAAUGCAUUCUACGUCUGUGAUAUUUCCAGUUCUUGACUUUUAAAAAAGGAACAAUCGUAAUAUUGACAUUUAUAUACCAUUUUAUAUUUUAUAAAAUUCUUUAAACUUUAUAGUAGGUCUGUGAGACUGAGUUGUCCCCAUUUUUCAGAUUAAAAUAGUAAUAAUUCAUAGAUCUAAAUAGAUAAUUUGCCCAAACUUCCCUAAUUAGGGAUUGAAACACUAAAAGCUUGGAUUCAAGGGUCCAAUGCUGUUUACCUUUGCUUCCAAUUAGUAAGUGAAAGAUACUCAUAUAAAAUGAGUUGUUAUUUUAAAAAUUUGCUAGAGUGAAUUUGAAACAAACAAGAGAAAACAUGAAGAUAAUAAUUGUUCACAGGAAAUAAAAGACCCAAAAGAGGAGAUGACAGCAAAAAAAAAAAAAAAGAGUGAUUAAGGAAAAGAUAAAAUUCUGUGGGUCACAUCACUUUUCUAUAGUUUUCCUUAAGGGAAGUGUUACAGUUCCUUUCCAUUUUCUCAAGCUGCUUACUUAUAAAGCUGAACGUGAUACCAAAUCCGUGUACUCAUUUUCCUGCUUUGUGUUUAUUCAAAGAAACUUUGAGAAAAAUGACUGAAGGAAAUAAUCUCUUGCAUUAACUAAAUGAACUCUCCUAACCUGCGUGAAAAAAUUUUGAAAGAAAAACUUAUAAAAACCAGUUUGAAAAGAUUGUCCAUGUAUAUGAAGAGCAGAAGUGUAGUCUGUAGCACAGAUACUGGGUUUUCUGCAGGAGUUCUUUAUAAAAAUGUUUAACUGCCAACCUAAGAAAGGGACCGUUUUGUGCAUCUAUGAGAUUACACUUGCUAAUCAUGCCUUUUCAGUGAGAAAUGUUCUUAGUAUCUCAUUAUAACUCAAAAAAAUGGUUCUCUUUCAGCUGCCAUAGUUCAAAUGUGGCCAUUCCUUCAUAUGCUGUGACCUCUUAUCAGCUAGUACCAGUACUAUGUGAGGUGCUUUGUAUUUUCAGAGGUCUGUGCUAUUAUUUUAAUUAUAGAUUUCCUAGAACCAUUCUUUAAAACACACACACACACACACACACACUUUGAAACUGAUAUCAGUGUUUCCUACUGAUUCAAGGACAUUGUCCUUUAUUUCAAAAAUCUUCAGUAAGAAAUAAUUCAUUCUGAAUUGAAUUAAAAUGAUGUUAACAUUUUUUAUAUGAGUGGAUGAUUUAGAAAUCAAAGGUGAUAAUUUCUGUCCUCCUUAAGGUAGAUGUUAGCUGAGGUUGUCUGUCCCAAAACUAUCCUGAACUGGAAAAUUGGUGAAAUGAUUGUAUUUCAUUGCAUCUGAAUGUCAUUGAUUAUACAGUUCAUCAUUACUUUAUUCACAUUUAAAAUACUACCAAAUAUAAUAGAAGAAAGGUAGUAAACUGAUAAAAUUUAGCAGAUCAAAUCUAGAGAAACUUAAAUUAUCAAACUAUAUGCACAGACAUAUUACUCUUUCACCUAUCAUGAAAACUUGCAAAAGUCUUUAAAAUGGACCAAGAAAUUUCUGAGUAUCUUGCCAUGGAUUAUUAGCUAUGAUCUAGGAAACCUUCCAGAGUUAUCUGAUUUUAUAGGAAAUGUAGCCUUUCUUGCCUUUGAUUAAUUUGCAACUCUGUGAAGAUAACUAGCUGAUCAUAAAGUAAAUAAUUCUCAUUCAUGUAAAACAAAUCAACUUUUGCAGUAUGGAUUUAGAUGGAAUAUCAUCCGAUAGAAGUGGCCAAGUUUAAGUCCAUUAACCAAUGUAGUUCAGCCUUGUGGAUAUUCAUAGAUUAUGUGUCCUGUGCCAUCUCCUUUGAACCAGCUCUUUUACUUAUUACUUUUGUCAUUAAUUAAUGACUUAACUAAAAUAUUUGACAUGUUCUUUUUAGAUUUAUGUGAGUCAUUACUUUAUCCUUUAAAAUUAUUCUUCGACAAACCAAAUUGUAAUUGCCUAUGACAUUUAAAGGAUAACAAGUUGUGGAUCUUUUUAAAACGUGUGUAGUAUAUUGUGUUACAAAAUAAUACCACUUUUCUUCCAACUGUAUCAGAUAGGUCAGAAGCAGCUCUUCCAUACUGUACCCUGGGAAAAUUGUUACAAAGAUCUCUGUAUGUUAUACUCUUAUCUUAAAACAAAACAAAACAGCCAGCAUGGCCAUGGCUGUUAAGCUAGAUGAAUCUACCCAGUAUACUCUUUUCUUACUGAAAAACUAAACUAAAAGGAGAUGACAAUUUCUAACAGUUUUACUGAGAUAUAAUUCAUACAGCAUAAAGUCAUUUAACAUUUAAAAUGAAAAAUUCAUUGAUACUCACCAUAUUCACGGGUGUGUGCAAACAUUUCUAGAUACAGUGUUGAGCACAUUGAUCAAUUUGAAAGGCAAGUACACUCCUUUCUGUAGCUGGCCUCUCUCGCUUCAUGAUGCCUCCCCUUCUCCUUCAACCCUAAGUAACUGCUUCUCUAAUUUCUAUCACUAUUCAUUUUCCUACUCUGUACUUUCCAAAAGAUUAAACCAUAUAAUAUGUGGAUUUCUGUGACUGACUUCUUUCAUUCUGCUUGAUAAUAAGGUGUAACAAUUCAGAUCAGUUGUUAUCAAUUUUUCCUACUAUUCCUAAGUAACUCCUAAAUAUUCAUCAAUAUUUAUAGCCAAGUAAUAUUUUUCUCUGUGUGUGGUUCACGUAUACAUUAUGGGCAUUUAGAUUUUUCUCUACCUUUUUUCUGUUAUUCAGUCCACCAUGAACAUAUGUAUAGGUCAUGUGUAGAUACAUGUGUUCAUUUCUUGUGGAUAUAAAUCUAGGAGUGGAAUUUCUGGGUCAUAGACUAACUCUAUUUACUAGACUCUUUUCUAAAGGCUCUGUGCUGUUUUAUGUUCCCACCAGCAUCAUGAUGGUCCCAGCUUCUCUGUGUCCUUGCAAACACUGAUAUUCAUUUGAUUUCUUUUUUAUUCUAACCAUUCAAAUGUAUGUGAAGUGGUAUCUCAGCGUAGUUUUCAUUUAUAUUUCCCUGAGGACUAAUAAUGUGGGUCUCCUUUUCAAAUACUUAUUGGUGCUUUAUCUCUUUUAUGGACGAGAUUCUGUGGCCAUUUUUAAAUUAGAUUAUUUGUCUUUUUAUUAUUGAAUGUCAGACUUCUUUGUGAAUUCUGAAUACAAAUCUCUUAUCAGAUAUGAGUUGCAAAUAUUCCCACUCUGAGCUCUCUUUGCUCUUUCUAAGCAUUAUUUUUUGAAGUAAAAAAAUUAAUUUUGACGAAAUCCGAAUCAUGUUUUUUUUUCUCUCUUUCGUCACUUAUUCUUUUGGCAUCAUACAUAAGAUUUCUUUGCCUAGUCCAAUAUCAUAAAAAUUGACUUCUCUACAAAUCUCUUAUGGAAAUAUAGUUUCAAAGGCUAAAAAGAGAUGAAAUAUAGAAAGGUUAGAAAGAUGAAAUAUGACUAGGAAGAGAAUGGUUACAACCAACAGGUGAGUGCAGCUGUUGAUUUGGUCUGCACAGAUCUGAUUUCCUUCCUGGUUCCCAAGUGUUAGAACAUGCAUUUGGCUAAACUCAGAAUGGAGGACAGAAAACAGAAAUCAGAUAGAAUGGGAAAAGUAACUCUGACGGGGACACCAAGUAAAACCAGGCAGCAGUUAGAUGUAUCCUUAAGAUAGUGAAAAAAUGGAAGGUAGAAAAUUUGACUCUUCCUUACUGAUUUUAUAGCCACAUAUAUUAUGAGAAUCACAGAAAUCAGAAGGACCUUAAAGAUCAAGUUAGUGCUCAACAAUUACAUUACUAAAUAAACAUAAACUGUCAAACUGUUGGUCUACUAUGUUUGACACAUGCAUGUACUUACACUGUGAUAGACAUAAAUUAAGAUUUAUUUGUUAUGAACAAAAGUUUGGUUGCUUGGUGGCUGUAGACCACAAUGCUUCCAUUUUUGUUAAGUGCUAAAUAUUAGCAUUGAGCAAUGAUUGUACACACUGACAACCUAUGACCCACCUUUCUUGAAGUGGACAUUCAGGGAACUGGGGUUGAUAAACAGUAGCUAGCAUUUCUCUGGGGUAAAAAUAGAAAGAAGAAUAGUAUUAUAUUUUAGUUUAUAUCAUCCUGAAAAAUUGUCUAAUAUUCUUUUCAUAAGCAAACAUUAUGUUGCUAGGCAUCUAAGACUAAUGGCAUACAAGUGCCUACAAACUUGGAUUGAAUAUAUAUUUCAUUAUCUCAGCUCCCGUUCUGUUUUCUGUAUUUUAGAAUUUGAACCAGACAUGAAUGAUUUUUUUUUCCUCUUUAGUCCUUGCUCUUUUGUGAUUCUGCUGAGGGCACAAGGAACCAACAAUAAUUUACCUUAUGUCAUAGUCAUCCUAUUUUGUUUUUAGAAAACUCCCAGGAGUCUGACAACUUGCAUUUGUUAUGGUUGGUUCUCAGCAUUUAAAUAUGAGAACAAUUAACAUGCAUUUGUAGGGAGUAUUAUAAAUGAGAGUUUGUGUGCCCGCCAAUUUUUCAUUGACCUACAUUCAGGAGCACUAGUACAACUCAGGUUUGCCUCCCACGUUGUGGAAAUGAGUUGAUUUCCCACUAUUUGUGUGGGCAGGUUGACUGAUGAGAAUGACUUCAGUGGAAGCUCAAGAGCCCCUUUCUAUUUUCUCUCCUCCAGGUUUCAUUUUUCUGCUGAUUCAGUUUUGGCCCUGUGCAUUCAGUCACCCACGUAAAACACCAAGACAAGAAAGCAAUAACUUGGGUGAUAAUAUGAACUAUACAGAAAGAUUCAAGGGGUGUUGUAAAUAAACCUUUUACUGUGGGGGCAGCACGUGGAAUAGAAUUUUAUUCUGGAAAAUUCUUCUUUUUCUAUUCAAAAUUCUGUUUAAUACAUAUUUUCAGCUUGAAAAGUAUAGAAGUUUAAGUGCCUCAGCAGGGGAACCAGAGUCUUCACUGAGUGAGGAAAUAUACUGGACCUGUGCAAGAGAAGGGCAGGGAGAUUUGUGAUUGCUACAUCCGCUAUGUGGGGUGAGGAGGGAGGGUAACCUGCUUACAAUAUAAAGGAGGCAAAAAGACUUUCCCCUCUUUUGCUCUUGCCGUCUUUGCUGUCUUCUGCUACCUCAAAGUGUUGCCCCUGCCACAGCACAUUGCCUUGAGAGCCAGCUGAUUACGGACUGAAACCUCCACAAACUGUGAGCUAAAUAAACCCUCCUUCCUUCAUGUUGGGCAUCAGGUAUUUUGUCUCAGCAAGGAGAGAAAAGUAACUAAGGCAGGACCCAAAUAAUAAUACUUUGGAGUUUGAAUAACUCUUUCAUGUGUCCCAUACCCCAGUGAUGGCAAACCUUGUAACAACUGAGUGACAAACUACAACAAAAAACCCACUUAUUUACUGCACAGGGUCAAUACUGCAAUUAGAACUGAGUACUGGGAUUUUAGUUUAGACAAAAAAAAUAAUAAUUCUACAUUAAUAUCUUAUGUCUUAAAAGAAAAGCACAAUAACACACAAGCCGUAGGUUCACUACCACUGCCAUGCCCUGUCUUUUCUCAGAAUUCAUUUUUAUUUAAAUAAUAUCAGGCCUUUUAUUAUGUAGCACGAGUACUUUGUUCCCAUUUUAUAGAUAAGAAAACAAACCAAGCCUAUAAAUGAGCUGUCUAAAAUUCCUAUUUGCAAACUUAAUUCUCAGUGUAUAUGUAAAAUGGACUCAUCAUUGGUCACUGACAUCUAAACAGGUUGGGAUAACCUGUCUCACAGUCUAUUUACUCAAUGAAUUCUCCUCCAAAUAGACAGGUAAAAGAAAGGAGACAGAAUAAACACCUUAGCAAUUAAAAUCAUGCUGUACAUACCACCUGAGAUAUUUCUUCACAGUAUCUGAACUACAAAUGCACAAGCCAGUAUUCGUACACUACCAAAUGUAUUUUCGGUGUACUUGGGUUCACAGUGAUAGCCUAUUUCUGAGGUGAUUUUGAACUAACUGUGGUCACUCACCAUGGUUCUAAAGGGACUUAUAAUGUGAAUUUAGGAGGAAAAAGUGAUAUUUAGCAUUGAUGAUGGAGAAUAAACAAUUCAAACAAGGCUUUGGAGUACUCAGAGAUUCAGGUAUGAAAAAGAAAAACAUUAACAGCUACAAUUAUUUGGUUGUAGAGGUUUAAAUUAGGAGCAGAUUUCUUGUUGGUGAAUUGCCUCUUUGUUGUUCAGAGGUCAAAAAAGCUGAAAACAUUUGGAGAACAGUAGGUGUAAUUAAAUGAAGAGGAGAUCAGCUUUGGGAAAUACCCAGUAUGCAGACCAAUACAGAAGUAUCAGUGACUUUUAUCACUAUCUGACUAUCCCAAAUGAAGUUUCUAAUGAGUUUGUACAUGUGCCCAAGUGUAGUAUGCUAUAGAGUGGCUAUUUGCAUACUAAUAAAAUAUAUUUUGAUACACUUCAGGACAUGCAGAUUACAUAAUAGAUGGAUGCAGAUUACAUAAUAGAUGGAUAAAUUGUCAAACUAAUGGAGUACAUCAAAGAACUACACAAUCUUUUCACUUCCAGGGAUGAGAAUAGAAUUAAAUUAGUGAGAAAAGGUAAAAGGUAUCUGACGUUGAAAUAACACAGCCAACAAAAAACAAAACAAACCUUUAAUCCCCUUGAGAAAAUAAAUCUUUGAGAUUAUUGUAUAACAUAAGACUUCCUUCUGUAUGUGUGAUUUCCUAUUUUGUGUUAUCCCUGAAAUGUAGCAGCAGGAAAAAAUUCAUGCUUCAGCUAGUGAUAUGGUGAAAGAUGACACAGUGGCUCAGGUUCUCUGUCACCAUCUCAUCAUAUGGUCCAAGGAGGCCUCACAGACUCUCUUCUGGACAAAAGGAUUGGCGAGUCAUGUUCACGGUUUCCUUCCAUUUGGAAACUAGCUGCCAAAGCCACCAAGAAAUGGGUGGAUCUGCACUGCAUAUUCUCGCAGCUGGGUGUGCGGAGGAGAGGGCUUAUGUCUUCUUUCAUGUCCUGUCUGGUUGCAACAAAUGUUCCCAUCAGAAAACAAUCAGACGGAAACCAGGACAGCUUUUAGGAACCUGGGAAGGGAUGGCGUGCACUGUUUGCCCUUCCCCAGGAGGUUUUCCCACUGUGUGGUUCACACAGUAGGGGAAACAUUUUUAAAAAGCUGAAAAUACUUGGAGAAUACUAGAUCCAAAUGAAAAGAAAGGGGAAUGAGACUGGGAAACUGCCCAGUAUGCAGACCAAAACAGAAGCAGGCAUAUCAGAGAUCUUACAUGUGUAUCUCAGUACCUCUCACCAAGUUUGUAGUGGAGUAUUGUAAGUAAAUAUUUGCAUAACAAGAAUAAAAUAUAUUUUGUUACAUUUUAAGAGAAAAUAGGAGUAGAGAUUACCUAAAGAGCAGCUUCCUCAAACUCAGGGAGUAGAGCAAGAAUGCAGUUAUAUCCAGUUCAUCACUGUCAUCACCUGCUAAAAGUUUUCAUUUAUCAGAAGUGCAGAGCACAGCUGGGACUGGGAGUUUACACUGUUACUCACGUACCCAAGAUUCUAGCCCAAGGAUCUCUGACCGUGUCAGUGAGGUGCUUCGAUGAUUCAUUCACAAUGUCAGGUUCCUCAGCCAGCCCACUGCCCACCCACAUCAUCCUUGGUAGUGUUCUCAGUUUAACCUCAAGGUUUCACUCUUAGGGAGUCCCACCGGCCUUUUCCACUCAUCUACUUUCCGAGCCACUUUUAAUUGCUCAUUAACAGCUUGUCUCAACUAUCCCUAAAUCUGAUUUUUCUCCUGUGUAUAGUGAUGCCUUUGAAAACGUUCAUAGCAAAAUAUUAUCAAAGAAGGCUCCCCCCCCCAGGUACAACUGAAGACUACUUUUUAUUUUUAAUCACUUAGAAAGUUACUUAUGUGCAGUAUACAGGUGGCAAGUCUUCCAUGAAAUAAAAAUGACUUUUGGGAAAUUUAAAUUUGACGUAUUAAUAAAAUACAAAUUGAAAUACAAAAUAGAAAUGCAAAAUAAAAUACAAAUACCUGAGGCAUUUUGAUUGAACUUGCAUUUACCAAACGCUGAGUUUUUUGGAAAUCAAAACAAUAUAAAUUUUAUUUCCUACUCCUUUGUGUUACACUUGCAAAUAACUAUGGGAAUUCAAUAAGGAUCAUCGCUAUAGAUAGAUACCGUGCUUGGGCACAGCAUGGGGCAUUACUCUGAGCUCACAGAGCAGAGUGACCAAGGACAGAUGACUCUGGGAGCUUUCUCAUCCUAUCCGCUGCUCCUGCAAACAUGGAGGUAAAUACACAUGCAUUUCUUACCUACCAUACUACCCAGUUCUCUCUCUUUAAAAUGAAUCACUUGGAACUAAAUUAUUUGAAAUCUUUUCCAUCUCCUGAAUUAGUUUUUAUUCUUUAUUCCUACUAGUAGAAUUGCACUAAUUUGUUCCAUCUCCCUAGGACGCUUUUAAAAGCAUUUAAGAUCAAACAUACUUGCCAUUUCCCCCUCAUAAAGGACUCCAGUCCUAUAACAUAGACUGUGUUCUCCUGUAAAAUACUCCCCUCAUCCCUUCCUCAAGGACCAUUCUAAAUCACAUCCUUCAUGAACCUUUCACAACUAAAUGCAAUUUUUCAUUUGUUUGAAUUCCUCAAGUAGGCCACACAACUUAGGAAAGAGAGAGGAAAGGAGAGAAAAAUUGUGUGUGUGUUAUUAUCCUUUAUGCAUAUUUCUUUUUCCCUUUAUUGUAAUUCAUUUGUCUAUAAAAUUUGUCAUUUCUCAUAUGUGGUUCCUCUUACUUGUUUAGCAUAAUAUCAUACAUAUUUUAUGUGUUUAAAAACAUUAUUAAAUGAAUAAUACAUAUUGCCCACAUAAAUUCUGUAAUGGGACAAAGUCAGUUACACAGUGUAGAAAGGUAAUAAAGUAAGAUUUCUUUAUCAUAAAAUUUAAGUAAUCAGAAUAAUGAAGGAAAAGUUAAUUUUUACUGGUAGAAAUAUUUCCAUAGCCUGCCAAAAGUCGUCACUUAAUGUGAUGUGAUAUACAAUGUGAAUAUUGCCAAAGAAAAGUUUUGUGUGUGUGUGUGUGUGUGUGUGUGUGUGUGUGUGUGUGUGUGUGUGUGUGUAAUGAAGGCCAUAUAGGGACAGAAACCCUUAACUCUUUGCAGACUGGAGUUUCAGAUGAAUCCUCUGCUCCCUCCAAUGCUUUUUUUGGUCUCACUGGUUUCUGGCUCAGAACAUGAGUCAAAGUCUGAAACAUUUUAUUUAGUUUCCCCGUUUAGAUGUUGAAAAUGGUAACAAAAAUCCUCUCCUUUGAGGGCAGGUAGAAACAAAGAUUAACUCAAUUGAUUCUUAUUAGUAUGUCAUUGUUCAUCGGGUUAUAAUAUUUACUUUGCAAAAAGAAAAAUCAAUGUUCAGUUCAGCUUGCUUGAUUGUUUCCUAUGGAGCAUUCUUUAGCAGUGUUACAUAAGUGUGAUCAGGGCAGGGGAGGAAAGGACUGCACAGGUUAUCCGAGGAAGAAGUCACCUCGCAACAGGGAUCUGUAAGUUGGAUCAGAUGCAGAACUAGGUAAGAUGGGUGGGUUUCACGAAUGGAUAUUUUGAUCACUUUUGAAAAUGUAGAAAAGCGGUAGCACAGUGAGAACAGAAGCCAGAUUUCCAUUCUUCGGCGUGGUUAAAGGGAGUUAUGUGCACAUUUACAAUACAGUGACGGCACAUUUAUUAAGCUUGUGAAGAGAACUUUGUCAGUGAUCCAGGAAGAUACCUAGAUAGGAGGUUUCAUUAUCCAGGAGGCUCCUAUGCCCCAGAUAAAAGAAGUCAAAUUAUUUUGAAAGAUUAAAAGAAGCCAAGAAACUCUAGAUAUCUAGAGAGAAAUGGAAAGAAUGAGGACAAUCUGGGUAAAAUUGUGUGUGUGUGUGUGUGUGUGUGUGUGUGUGUGUGUGAGUGUCAGGGUCCUAGGAGAGGCUGCAAGAGGAAAUUAAGAGGGCAGAGUUACUUUAAAGGCAGGUAUGCCCACCUCCACCUUGCAGCUGGAGGUCAUGAAUGAAAUGUGCGAUGUCAAGUUAGUUACUAGGGUGAAAACAUUUAUUGAGGAUGGCACUCGUGAUAAAUGGCCUGACUCUUUAUCAGAGCUCAGGUCUCCGCAUCAGUGGAUGUGGCUCUGGGUUAAAUUUAGGGUGUAGCAAGUUUAAAAUGCCUAUCAAGGAAAGUGGGUUUAAAAAAAAAAAAAGGAACAAGAAAACUUUUCUAUGUAUUUUGAACAACAGCAAGUAUUGUACAGUUCCACAUUUCUCCCUGGCUAGCAGGUGUGGGCAGGGGGAGCCCAAGUAGAGGCUCUGAAGUGCCAUAGUGCAUCUUAGUCUGUUAUAAUAAUCUGUAACUGAAUGUAAGUAGUAUUGAUGUUUCGUUUGAAUUCCUGAAGGCAGAUGGAAUUUCAUUGUUAAGAUAAUAUCUCUCACAGCAGUGUACAGCUUUGGGCUGUGAGGAUGAGAGCCAGGAUGAGAACCCUCCCAUUUCACCUAUGGAUGGCUCAUUAUACAUCCAGCUGCUGUUACUGAUUUGCUGGUAGUUGUUACAGCCAUCGUAAAUGAUUUAGUUUUCUAGUGCAAAAUACAUAAUUAUCUGUGUUGUCUGUUCAGUUUUAUUUUUGGCAAGGAGGAAGGAAUGGAAGAAGGGAGAGAGUCAUUGGUUGUCAGUAAGUGCACUUUCACCGAAGCCAUCUCAAAUUCAGGGGAGGGAAGUGGAACUCACUUGUUCAUCAACAUCCUCUAAUUUAACACAGGUCUCUUACCUAGAAACCAAUAGAUAUAUUGGGCCUGCCUCACUUCUCUUUAAGAAAAUUGUAUUCUUUACAAGAUAAUGGGGGUCUGGAUAUGAUCUAAAGAUGUUAUAAGUAUGUUUAAUACCACAUUGAAGCCAAAUAUUUUGUCUAAGAAAUACCUAGUAUUAAAAAUAUUUUUUAAAAAGAUUGUUACAUGCCCAUAAUCCCAGCAUCCUGGGAGACUGAGUCAGGUGAUUGCAAUUUCCAGCAACUUCCAGCAAUUUCCAGGGUAUUACUAACACCCAGCUCAAAAUAAAAAAAAAUUUUUUUAAAAUGUGGCUGGAUUCAGUGUCUGGUGCUGCAAAAAUAAUACUAAUAAUGUAAACAAAAAAAGCAAACAAAUAAACAAAAUGCUCCUCUGCUUGGCCUGUCCUGCCUCUUUUCUUGCUUUUACUUAUAAACUGUGUUUCCUUAGUGCAUAUUAACUGUAGAACUGUGGUUUCCAUGCAUGUAUGUAACAUCCUUUGAUUGUAUCAAGACCUGUAAUUUUAAAUACAUUUAAAGGCCGUUGUUUCUCCUACGUGUAUUUCCAGCCCACCUGACUAUUCAUUUGCUCUGAGGCUCCAGGAACAUAAUCCGCCCAAUGGUGUAGAAGCUCCAUCUGGUUUAGACUCAUUCUUAUGACCAAGAAGAGUAACUACUUAAAACUGUUAUUGAGUACAUCAUUGUUGAGUACUCUAGGAACCUUGUGUACUUUAACAGGAAUAUCAAAUAAACAACCUGAUUUCUGCCCCCGCCUGGCCUUCUGUCUGUUUUCCCCUUGUCACAGUUGCUCAGUCCAAAGGCUGGAGCCUCAGUCCUCCUUCUCCCCUUCUCCUCAUCUCUUCUACUGGGCCAUCUUAUUAUCACUCUUGAAAUCCUGCAGUGACUUCCUAGUGAGUCCUCUUGUUCAAUUAUUACACAUAAAGCACCAGAACACUUCUUCUUAUUAGUCCAUGUUUGCGGUGCGUGUGUUUGCAUUCCUUGUGAGGAGCUGGUACCUGUACAGGACACACCUCAAUUGCUUUCUUCGCCUCCUUCCUUCCCUUGUCUUCCCCCUCCCUCCAUCCCUUGCUCCCCUUCCCACUGGAGUAAGAGCUAUCUCCCGACUUCCUGUUAUCUAUUUCUUGUUUUGCCCUUCAUUUAUAUUUUGGAUUUUAUCAUAUAGGAGAAACCAUGCCAUAUUUAAGCUGUGUAUCUUAUUUACUUCACUUGACAUUAUCCAUUUUCCUACAAAUGCACCAAAUCCUUUGUUAUAGUGGACUAAUACUCCAUUGUGCAUAUGCACCACAUUUUCUUGUCCAUUCACCUGUUGAUUGACGUAUAGGCUGCUUCCAAGAAUCAGUUAUUAUGCAUUGUGUUGCUGUAAAUGUGGGUGCACAUGAGUCACAUAAUAGGAUGCCUUUACCUCUCUUGGGAAGAUACCUGGAAGAGGAAUAACUAGGUUAAAUGGAAUUUCUUAUUUCAGUAUUUUUUUUAAGAAUCUCCAUGUGGCACAGUGACUCUUACUUAGAAUAACAGCUGCAUUCCCUUCCAGUUCUUACUCCCUUUUCCCCAGCCUAGGUACCAGCCUUUCUCUAACUUAACUCUAGUCUCCCUGUCCUUUUAGUUCCUGCCUUGGGCUUUUGUACAUGCCUUUCCUGCUGGCUGGAUUACUAUGGCCACAUUCCACAUAACCUUCUCAUGCAUCAUAUACAAUGAAUUGAGUGUCUGCUUCAGUGGCAUUGGUUCAGGGACUGAGAGGGACUGCUUCAAAUAAUCAGUUCUACAUUAGCACCAUACCUUCCCCUCCGAACAGGUAUUCUCCAACACCGCAUCCUUUUUGUUUUCUGUAUUACAGUCACUGCCAUUUGACAUCAUUUUAUUAAAUUACUGUCUGUCUUCCUCUUACUAAAAGUUAAAUUCUUGAGCUUGCCUAUUUCACCCUCUGCUAUGGUAUAUAGUUCCUGUACAGAGUAAGCACUGAAUAUAUAACUGCUAAAUAAAGGAAUCCCCAAAUGAGAUUCCUAUGUAUGCCUUAGAGGAUUUCCCCUAAGAUAAAAUCCAAGGUCUUUCUAAUGGAAUAUGGUUAGAUGGCAAGUAGUAAAAUUAGAUUAUCAGGAAAGAAGGAUUAGCUUAAAUCUGGGGCUGGUAAACCUCAUGUUCAAACUACAUCAUUAUAAGUGACAUUCUUAGUUCCUGUCUCCCAAGACAAAAUGGGAAUAAUGGAUGCUACACUGGACCAGGAUGUGGAGAUGCAAGCAGGUUCAGAGCAUUGCUAGGAGGAAAGGUAGCCUGAAGACAUAGAAGACAUACCUGAGGCAUCACAUGGGAUAGAAUCAGAAAUAGUAUAUGAAAAGAAUCUCAAAAAGUCAUAGUUUUGCCAAAGAUUUGCAUUCUACUUAACAAUAUGACUGAGAUGUCAUUUGACAGAACUCAAUAUUUAAAGUGUAAUUCUGUAGUGUCUGAAAGAGUUUUUCGUUCAAUAUAGGAAUUUUCCAUAUUGAAAAAUUUCCAUAUUGGUGGAAGCCAAGAGCAGGCAGUAGUCACCAAAUUUUGAUCCAUAAAAAAACCAAAUUGCCAUAGUCCUACAUUCAUUAUUUUCAGAGCCACCCAUAGUUCAAAGCCAGUGCCCUAGGAAGGAUUAUUUACCUGAUGGCCUGAAAUGCAUAACUUUUCUGAAUUCUACCUCAUUUUCUAGAUGGGCUCAAAGGAACACUUGCAUUUUAAAGAUUUCCCUUUUAAUCAGAUGUAAACUUACAUUUUGCUAAAUUUUCAAAGUACUUCUUAGAUGUCUCAGUCACUUGUAGACUCGAAUUGUAAUAUUUUGUAUAAUUGCCCUUGCCCUUUUCCCUGAUUGUGUGUGAAGAGGUAGGGAUGUUUAAAUACCAGUUCUGCUAAUUACUGAAUGUGUUGCCUAGUGAUUCACUUCUGUAAGUCUACAUUUAUCUCAUCUCUAACACUGCAAUCAUGGUAGAGAAACUAAUAACUAUGUCACAAGACUGUAGAAAGGUUUAAAUGAGAUAGCAGAUGUGCUUGAUUCAAAGUGUAAUAAGCCACAGUCACUGCUAUGAUGAUUGACCACUUUUAUGGAUAUCCAAAAUGUCAAUUUCACACAAGCCCAAGAGUGGCCCAUCCUGUGUGACUACAUAAGAUGCUCGUAUUGAUGAGAUUCUAGAAUGCUGAGCCAAUGAAUAAAUGUAGAACCAAAAGUUUAGCUGUGAAUUCAGGCCUAUAUUCUUAAUUAAGAAAAAAGUUAACAGUGGAAAAUCACUUCUGAGUCUUAUAAAUAGGAAAUUGGGUUUCCUAAUGGGUAAUUUAAAAUACUUUGGGAGCAUAAAUACACCUGGAGCACUCAAACUAUAAGUUGGUGACUCAGAACAAGGGCACAGAAUCCUGAAAUAAGCAACAGCAAAUGGCCACUUAAGCUCUUAAAGAGCAAACUGCAGAAAAUAAA
Molecule: messenger RNA, 20193 nt
Organism: Cavia porcellus (domestic guinea pig)
Lineage: Eukaryota; Metazoa; Chordata; Mammalia; Rodentia; Caviidae
Gene: Tpk1
Product: thiamin pyrophosphokinase 1
Exons: 9
Coding region: 146-769 (207 amino acids)
Biological process (GO): thiamine metabolic process; thiamine diphosphate biosynthetic process
Molecular function (GO): thiamine binding; ATP binding; thiamine diphosphokinase activity
Source: RefSeq, a predicted model, not a curated record